Molecule: messenger RNA, 2858 nt
Organism: Pogoniulus pusillus (Red-fronted tinkerbird)
Lineage: Eukaryota; Metazoa; Chordata; Aves; Piciformes; Lybiidae
Gene: NOC2L
Product: NOC2 like nucleolar associated transcriptional repressor
Exons: 19
Coding region: 66-2600 (844 amino acids)
Biological process (GO): negative regulation of transcription by RNA polymerase II; ribosomal large subunit biogenesis
Cellular component (GO): Noc2p-Noc3p complex; nucleolus; nucleoplasm
Molecular function (GO): histone binding; transcription corepressor activity
Source: RefSeq, a predicted model, not a curated record
GCCAGGCCGCCGCUGAACCGCGCCCUCAGUGCCGCACCCGCACGGCGGUGCCAGCCCCUCGAGAGAUGAGCGCUCCUGGCAGCCUCUUUUGGGAAGAAAUUGUUCCUCACUUCCAGCCUGAGCCUGCCCCGGUGCAGCCUGAGGACGUUUCCUCCUGCGCCGCUCCUUGGUGGGAGCAGAGACCAACUCCCGCCUGGCUGCGGCCUCCGUGCGGAGAGUCGGAGAGAGCAGUGAGGCUUCCUGGCGGCCUCCCCUGCUUCGGACUAAACAGCCUCAGGAACCUCGCGGAUCUGAGCCUGGAUGAGUUCCUUGCUGCCGGCUCGGAGUCAGAGGUUGAGGGUGAGUGGGAGGAGGAGGAGGCCCCCAGGCCCGGCAGGGGAGCUGCAGCACGGCGGCAGCAGAAUGGGAAGGCACCGAAGGGGAAGGUGAAGCAGCCGCUGCAGGCCACUCCGGCUGCCAGCAGGAGGAAGGGCAAGGCCUCUGAACACAAAGAUCAGCUCUCCAGGCUGAAGGAGAAGGAUCCUGAGUUUUAUAAGUUUCUGGAGGAAAACGAUCGCAAGUUGCUGGAUUUCGAUGCCUCGGACAGCUCUGAUGAGGAGGAGCCACUGCAUGUCCCACCUGAUAAGCUGGAGGAAGCAAGUGAUGAAGAUGAAGAGGAGGAGGAGGAAAGAGUCAAACAGAAGAAAGCUUCUUACAUCUCUGUGAGCUCGAAAAUGGUUGAAGGAUGGAAAGAGGCUGCAGAGAGAGGUUUAACACCAAAGCUUUUCCAUGAGAUCACUCAAGCCUUCAAAGCAGCUGUAGCAACCACCAAAGGAGAUGGUGGUGGAGCUGAUCCCAGCAAGUUCCAAGUCACUGAUGCUGCAGUGUUCAACGCCCUCGUGUCCUUCUGCAUCCGGGACCUCUUCCGCUACGUGCAGAAGCUUCUCUUCCCAAAGGCCCCCAAGAACAAACAGAAGAUGGUUCUGCCUUCCACCAGCCCACUUUGGAGCAAGCUGCGCCUGGAUGUAAAAGCUUACCUGAGCUCCACCAUAAGACUCCUGUCUUCUUUAACAGAAGCCUCAGUGGGAGCAGCAGUCCUUCAGCAUGUCAGCUGCAUCGUGCCUUAUUACCUGUCCUUCCCAAAGCAGUGCCGUGUCCUUCUCAAGCAAGCUAUCAGCCUGUGGAGCACAGGGGAGGAGACAGUCAGGGUGCUGGCCUUCCUGGUGCUGAACAAGAUCUGUCGCUACAAGAAGGACUUGUACCUCAGCCCCCUGCUCAAGCAAAUGUACAUUGCCUUUGUGAAGAACUCCAGAUUCACCUCUCCCAACGCCCUGCCCAUGAUCACCUUCAUGCAGCGCACGCUGGCGGAGAUGUACGCCCUGGACACGCAGACCUCCUACCAGCAUGCCUUCAUCUACAUCCGCCAGCUUGCCAUCCACCUGCGCAGUGCCAUGACCAUCAAGAAGAAGGAGAACUUCCAGUCUGUUUAUAACUGGCAGUACAUCCACUGCCUGUACUUCUGGUGUCGGGUCCUCAGCACCAUCUACCCCAGUGAGGUCAUGGAGCCCUUGAUCUACCCUUUGACACAGGUCAUCAUUGGCUGCAUCAAGCUGGUACCAACAACUCGCUUCUACCCUCUGCGCAUGCACUGCGUCCGUGCACUCACACUGCUGUCUGAGAACACCAGGACCUACAUCCCAGUGCUGCCCUUCAUCCUGGAGGUUUUCCAGCAAGUGGAUUUCAACAAGAGGCCAGGCCGUAUCAGUGCUAAGCCUAUCAACUUUGCAGUGAUCCUGAAGCUGUCCAAUGCCAACCUGCAGGAGAAGGCUUUCCGGGAUGGACUCAUUGAGCAGCUUUAUGACCUGCUGCUUGAGUACCUCCAGUGCCAAGCCUACAGCAUUGGAUUCCCAGAGCUGGUUCUCCCCACAGUCAUUCAGCUGAAAUCCUUCCUGAAGGCAUGCAAGGUUGCCAACUACUCCAAGCCCAUCCGCCAGCUGCUGGAGAAGCUGCAGGAGAACUCUGCCUACAUCUCCCGCAGGCGUCAGAAAGCUGCCUUCGGCGUGGCCAGCAGGGAGGCUGUGGAACAGUGGGAGAAGCAGGUCAGAGAGGAGGGGACACCUCUGAGCAAGUAUUACUCUCAGUGGAAGAAGCUAAGAGAGAAGGAGAUACAGCUGGAAAUCAGUGGCAAGGAAAGGCUCGAAGACUUGAACUUCCCAGAAAUAAAGCGCAGGAAGCACGACGAAAGGAAGGAGGAAGACAAGAAGGAAUUCAAGGACCUCUUUGAGCUGGACACUGACUCUGAGGAGGAGAAUGUUGGCUUCCCUGUGAAAGGUAAAGCCAAAGCCAAGCAGGCAUCAGAUGACAGCUCAGAAGCAAGCAGCGAGGAGUACGGGGAGGAUGACGAUGAUGAUGAUGAAGGGAAGUAUGAAGUGGAGGAGGAUGAGGAGGAACUGGAAGAAGGCAGUGACUCAGAAGAGGAAGCCGAGGAGGCUGCUGAGGCUUCCCAGGGGUCAAAGAAGCAGAGGAGCUGCCCUCGGGGGAUGUCACCCUCCGACCUCCAACAGCUAGCCCAAGGAGAAGAGGACCUCGUGGAGGAUUUGGCUUUCUCUGAUGAGGACUGAGCCACCCUCACAGCCCUGACAGAGCUGCAGGCAUCACCUCAGCACCUGGAGCUGGGUCUCAAAGAGGUGGUAAGAGCGAGCCGAGGGGCAGGGCGGGUGGCAGGCCAGCCCCAGGUGCCACCACCUUGCCAGUGACCCAGCAGAGAUGCUGCUGGGGAGCAUUUUCUGUCACUUCUGGGUUUGAGAGCAGUAAAACUGUGGUCGUGGCAAGGCCAGGCAAAGCUGCUCAGCACUGGUAAUAAAAAGCCCUCAUUAAAA